AUGGCAUUUCGAUUUAGAUAUAGAUUUAAGUUUAGCAGAGGCAAGGAACAGGCCCCUGGUCACUAUCUGGACCUCUGUCAGUUUCUGGGGUACCCAAUAGCAGAAGUGGUCCCACAACCCCAGGUGAUCAGGAAUGAUAACAUUUACUCCAAUGUUGAGAGUGUAUUGAUGCUUUGCAAGAACUGGCUAUCACCAAUAUCUUUGCAUGGUCAUCAUUCGCUGGGGUCAAAGUUUCUCCUGGACUUCCAGGAAGUAUCUCAUCAAAAACUGAAGCUUGAUGAAAUUCUCAAAAACCAAUCGCAGUUCUGGUCUUCAGUGUCGGGCAAACUCUGUCUUCGAGCUGUAGUGCAGCAGAACCCUGCAUCCAGGAAAGCAACAUGUGCUCAGCCAACACCAGAGUCGCAUCCUCAUCUCCUGAAGGAAGGAGAAGUCAACCCAGGCAUUCUCCUGAGUGAAUAUCAUACCAGACGUAGAAAUUUCAUAAAUGGUAUUCACCGUUGCUCCAGGGAGAAAUUUACAGCUCAGAAAGACCAACUUGUGAUUGUGGUUGCAGCCCCUGUCAGAUACAUGGCUGAAAACAUCCCAUAUGUAUUUAGACAGAGCUCUGACUUUUUGUAUCUCUCUGGAUGCAUGGAGCCCAGCAGUGUACUUUGUUUUCGUAGCUCAUGUGUUGAUAAUUUUGAGACUACUCUUUUCCUCCCAAUCCCAAGUACCUCUCAGGAGAAAUGGGAAGGUCCUAGAACUGAUCCUGAGGCUGCUCUCUCAUUGUUUGGAGUGGAUCAAGUUCUGCCUCAGCAUUCAUUAAUUCCAUUUUUGAAACAGGAACUGAAGAAAGACAGUGUGAUUUGGUACAACAAAUCUCCAAUGAAUGAUUCAAUAGGGAAGAAAGUUGAAGCCCUUAUUGAAGGCCAUAUUCUGAUGGACCUCCAGUUGGUGUUACAUGAACUUAGGCUUUUCAAGUCUCCAGCUGAGAUCUCCCUGAUGCGAAAGAGCUGUGAUAUCAUCUGUGAUGCUUUUCUAACCUCUAUGAUGAGAAGAUGUAAGAGUGAAUGGGAGAUAUGGGCACACACUGAUUAUGAAUGUCGACUGAGAGGUGCUCCAUUAGCAUUCCCACCUGUGGUUGCAGGUGGGCCUCGUGCAACCAUCAUCCAUUAUACCAGCAACAACCAACUUUUUCAAAAUUCAGAUCUGUUGCUGAUGGAUGCUGGAUGUGAUCUUCAUGGUUAUUGCAGUGACAUGGCAAGGACAUGGCCUGUUGCUGGACAAUUUACUCCUCCCCAAGCCAAGCUAUACAGAAUUGUUCUUGGCAUCCAAGAACAGUUACUAACCCUUUGUGCAGAGCAUAUGGACCUCAAUGCCAUCUUUGAUAAUAUGUGUCAAUAUCUUGGAUCUGAACUGCAGCAUCAUGGACUGUUGAGUCCCCGUCUGUCUGUGAGUGAUGCUGCCAAGGCUGCAUAUCGAUUAUGUCCUCAUCAUUCUAGUCAUUAUCUUGGAAUGGAUGUUCAUGAUACAAGUACUAUCUCCCGGAGUCAACUUCUCAAGCCAGGAAUGGUCAUCACUGUUGAACCUGGGAUCUACAUAGAUUCAAAGGAUACUUCUGUCCCUGAGGAAUUUCGUGGAAUUGGGAUCCGAAUUGAGGAUGAUGUUUUGGUGACUCAAGAUGGAAUUGAGAUAUUAACAAAGAAAUGUCCUAAAUCUGUUUCUGAUAUCGAAGCUCUGUGUUCCUCUCACUCCUGA
This is a messenger RNA of Darwinula stevensoni, 1737 nucleotides long. The record is from the annotation of a GenBank genome assembly. NCBI's taxonomy places the organism in Eukaryota, Metazoa, Arthropoda, Ostracoda, Podocopida, Darwinulidae.